AUGGCAUCCACCGCCGACCACCUCUCGGCCCAAGAGCUCGAGACUCUCUCCUCCAAGGCCAUCGCUGCCAAGGCCACUGCAUACUGUCCUUACUCAAAGUUCCGUGUAGGCGCAUGUAUUCUGACCCAGUCAGGCGAAUACGUCCAAGGCGCUAAUGUGGAAAAUGCCUCUUAUCCCGUUGGAACAUGCGCCGAGAGAGUAGCUUUUGGAAAUGCCAUUGUGGCCGGGCACCGGGAAUUUAAAGCCAUUGCAGUUGCCACUGAUAUCAAACCAGCCGCAUCGCCAUGUGGCAUGUGUAGACAGUUCAUGAGUGAAUUUACAACACCAUCAUUCCCCAUCUUUAUGUACGACGGCGAAGGAAACUAUUCUCUUACCACUAUGGGCGAGCUUCUUCCUCACUCAUUCGGCCCGAAGGAUUUCUCCCACUGA
Messenger RNA from Aspergillus ibericus CBS 121593, 429 nucleotides. Its product is annotated as cytidine deaminase. The record is from RefSeq and is a predicted model, not a curated record. Gene Ontology annotation, molecular function: cytidine deaminase activity; zinc ion binding. Gene Ontology annotation, cellular component: cytosol. Lineage: Eukaryota; Fungi; Ascomycota; Eurotiomycetes; Eurotiales; Aspergillaceae. Bases 1 to 429 code for a protein of 142 amino acids. The transcript is spliced from 5 exons.